Rana temporaria (common frog) is the source of this 1850-nucleotide messenger RNA. RefSeq names its product ER membrane protein complex subunit 2 (gene EMC2). Gene Ontology annotation, molecular function: protein binding. Gene Ontology annotation, cellular component: EMC complex. Gene Ontology annotation, biological process: protein folding in endoplasmic reticulum. The transcript is spliced from 12 exons. The record is from RefSeq and is a predicted model, not a curated record. Bases 118 to 1011 code for a protein of 297 amino acids. Lineage: Eukaryota; Metazoa; Chordata; Amphibia; Anura; Ranidae.
GGACGUCGGGAACGUGGGGUCAGCGUGCAGGCGACAUCGCACGUCACGUCCGGUCCAGCUCCACUCAUUGGGCUGCAGUAAGAUCGGUGAAUCGGGGGUGAGGGAGAAGACUAGAAAAUGGCAAAGGUUUCGGACAUGUUUGACGUGACCUGGGAAGAAAUGCGUGACAAAAUGAAGACUUGGCGGGAGGAGAACUACAGGAACGGUGAACACAUCAUUGAAGUCGGUGAAGAGUUGCUAAACGAGCACGCUUCCAAACUCGGAGACGAUAUAUGGAUAAUACAUGAACAGGUGAUGAUUGCUGCCUUAGACUGUGGCCGAGAUGACAUAGCUCUGUCCUGUCUGCAAGAAUUACGUCGGCAGUUUCCUGGCAGCCACAGAGUGAAGAAACUAACUGGCAUGAGAUUUGAAGCCAUGGAAAGGUAUGAUGAUGCUCUCCAGAUAUAUGACAGGAUAUUACAAGAAGAUCCAACUAACACAGCGACCAGAAAGAGAAAGAUCGCCAUUCGCAAAGCCCAGGGGAGGAACGCAGAGGCAAUCCGGGAGCUGAAUGAGUAUCUGGAACAAUUUGUGGGUGACCAAGAAGCUUGGCACGAGCUUGCUGAACUUUACAUCAACGAACUUGAUUAUGCGAAGGCUGCCUUCUGCCUGGAGGAACUCAUAUUGACAAACCCACACAAUCACUUCUACUAUCAGCAGUUUGCAGAAGUAAAAUACACCCAAGGUGGACUUGAAAAUCUUGAACUUGCUAGAAAAUACUUUUCCCAGUCUUUGAAGCUGAAUAACCACAACAUAAGGGCAUUGUUUGGCCUUUAUAUAUCAUCAGUCCACAUCGCUUCAAACCCCAAAGCUAGUGCAAAAAUGAAGAAGGAUAAUGUGAAGUUUGCCACUUGGGCCUCUAAUCAGAUAAAGAGAGCAUACCAGCUUGCAGGACGGACCAUGCCAGAUACUCAAACAUCUCUGAAAGCCGUAGAAAACAUGUUGGAAACGUUACAGAUCACUCAGUCCUAAGUCUUCUAAAGCCACUAACUGUACCCAUGUGACCCAGAUCUCCUAGUCAUAAUUUUGUCUUUUAAAGUGGAGCUCCAAGCUGAAAAAAAAAAAAAACGAUACGGUUAGCGAUGCCCUAAGUAGUUGUUCUAUAUUAGUUGAAGUAGGCAGCCAGCCACUUGGUGGUAACAUGGAAAAUGGCUGCCCAGUUUUAUGUUCUGAUAUCUCUAUCUGAAGGCUCAUACAGGCAUGCAUGACAUAGAUGAACCACUGCACCAACAUGUAUGAUCAGAUCUGCAGUCUACCCCCACAGUGUGUGUGUACAUGUUACUAAGAACUAGUGCUCACAAACGAUUGACAUUGCACCCCAAAAUCAGACCUUUAGCUUGGCAGCUUGCUUUUAGAAUUGACCCAGAAGACAUCCCGAAAGUAGAAUAUUUUCAGAUAUUUUGAAGCUUCUGAAAUCUGCAUUAGGUUGUUUUUUUUAAGGGACUUUCAUUACUGUGCCGGGAGUUUCACUUUCAGGUGGAAGCGCUCUAACGCUAUGAUUAAUAAACGUAAUCAUAACAAUGCAGCCUUUUCGUUCCUUAGUUAGCUGUGACAUCACAAAGGCACGGAAAGACUUGAAAUAACAACCAUCUUUUGGCUGUGAAGGAGUGAAUGAAAAUCGGUAGCGAAAUGUGUCACACUUUGUAUUUGUAGACAGGAAUGAAAGCAUGUUUUAUGCCGUAAUGCGUUAUUAAUAAUUUCACUGAAACAUAAUUUAUUUGCCUUGAUGGUUAAAUUAAAUGCAAAAUACCUUGUUUAAUUAGAUGUUAUACACCAUUUUUUAUUAAAAAAAAAUGUUUUUUCCUCCCUGA